Molecule: messenger RNA, 2402 nt
Organism: Branchiostoma floridae (Florida lancelet)
Lineage: Eukaryota; Metazoa; Chordata; Leptocardii; Amphioxiformes; Branchiostomatidae
Product: gastrula zinc finger protein xFG20-1-like
Exons: 3
Coding region: 363-2201 (612 amino acids)
Biological process (GO): regulation of transcription by RNA polymerase II
Cellular component (GO): nucleus
Molecular function (GO): DNA-binding transcription factor activity, RNA polymerase II-specific; RNA polymerase II transcription regulatory region sequence-specific DNA binding
Source: RefSeq, a predicted model, not a curated record
ACCCUUGACCUCUUGGUGUUCGACAAAAUUGGAAGGAAGAACGGAAAGCUAUCAGAUCAGAGUGAUUAUACAAAGCUAUAUUGCGGAGUAAGGACUAUUUUUGUCACGAUGGAACAACAUUAGCCUUUUUUGCCACUCUACCUUAACUGUUACGCCGAUUAAGAAGGGUACGAUGUUGGAAGCAGUGUGUUAGGAAGGACAUCAAGGUGUGCGGUAUUGCCAUUGUAAACCUGCUGGACAGAGCCACUUGGAAGGAAGCUCAUGUGUGAAGACUAGCCGGCUACUGCCCACCUGUGUCUCAUGGACCCACGAUUGGGCCACAAAGCAGUAUAAUCGACUACUCUACUGGAUACUGCUACAAGAUGGCAUCGGCUGGUAAAGAGAUCUCGACACGCAAGUGUCCGCUCUGCGAGUUCAUCACAACGGAACAACAUCAGCUGGAAUCACACAUGUUCACACAUGCCAACCGCAGGCUCAUGGCAAGGCACACUAAGCUUAUCAUUUGUGAAAAAUGCGGAUAUAGAACACUGAACUUUAUGUCUAUGGCAAAACACAUGAGGACUCACCUUGUCGAGAAACCAUUCUGGGCCGUAGUGGAUAGUAACCCCGCUGUGGUUAUCUCAAAGUGUCCCCUUUGCAAGUUCACCACGAUAAACCAAAGGCAGCUUGAGUUACACAUGUUCACUCACGCUUAUCCCUUUGUUUGUGAACACUGUGGCUUCAUGGCACAAGGCAGGAGAACAAUGAGAAAACAUAUGAAGACUCACAUCAGCAAGCAACCAUUUACCAGCAGUGGCUCUAGUACAGAGAUGACCCUUUAUAGUUGUCAUCUCUGUGAGUUCGCCACCACAGACCAAAAAGAGUUUGAGUCCCAUGGGAUCAUUCAUGUGACUUUCAUAGGUGAGCCCUUCAUGUGUGGGGAGUGCAGGUACAGGACAGACACCAUGUACUCACUGCAGAUGCACAUGAAGACGCAUGUAAAUGAGACAGCUAUAGGAUGUGAACCUGUGUGUGAGUCCAGUCAGGACAAGAUGGCCACCAACAGUGAGUCCAGUCAGGACAAGAUGGCCACCAACAGUGAGUCCAGUCAGGACAAGAUGGCCACCAACAGUGAGUCCAGUCAGAACGAGAUGGCCACCAACAGUGAGCCCAGUCAGGACAAGAUGGCCACCAACAGUGAGUCCAGUCAACACAACAUGAUGGCCACCAACAGUGAGCCCAGUCAGGACAACAUGAUGGCCACCAACAGUGAGUCCAGUCAGAACGAGAUGGCCACCAACAGUGAGCCCAGUCAGGACAACAUGAUGGCCAUCAACAGUGAGCCCAGUCAGGACAAGAUGGCCACCAACAGUGAGCCCAGUCAGGACAAGAUAGCCACCAACAGUGAGUCCAGUCAGGACAAGAUGGCCACCAACAGUGAGCCCAGUCAGGACAAGAUGGCCACCAACAGUGAGCCCAGUCAGGACAACAUGAUGGCCACCAACAGUGAGUCCAGUCAGAACGAGAUGGCCACCAACAGUGAGCCCAGUCAGGACAACAAGAUGGCCACCAACAGUGAGUCCAGUCAGGACAAGAUGGCCACCAACAGUGAGCCCAGUCAGGACAAGAUGGCCACCAACAAUGAGCCCAGUCAACACAACAUGAUGGCCAUCAACAGUGAGCCCAGUCAGCACAAUCACAUGGAAACCCACACAACUGAUGUCUGUGAGCAGCAUGGCGACAGCGAGCUGUGUAGAAUGAAUGUUGGUGCAAAACCUUUGAAGUGUGGAGAGUGUGACUACACAACUUUCGUCGAACACGCGCUGUUUAAACAUAUCGCUGGCCACUUGUUGCCGUUCAUUUGCGAAGUGACUAUGUGUGGCCACAGGGCAGCUUACAAGCACCAAGACUUAGUGGACGCACACAAGAGGACCCACAUUGAUGAGGGACCGUUUUUGUGUGGGAAAUGUGGGUACAACGCAGGCAGCAAGCAUCGCCUCGCAAAACACAUGAAAAUCCACAUAGGCAGAUACUUUGUGUGUGAGAAAUGCGAGUAUAAGGCAGCUCUUAUAGAUGAUUUCAACCAGCACCUGAUGUCCCACAGAAACUUUACUCAAGUCCUUAGGUGCGGGACAUGUGGUUUUGAGACAUUGCAUAAGGCGGGACUUGCUGGUCAUAUGAAGAUACACGCUGGUGAGGCACCUCGUGGUGAGACUUGCUGAGAAGCCCUAUUGAGAAACCGUUGUUUAAGUGUGGAGUCUUCCAUGUGGUUUAAAAACACCUAAUAAGGCCACACCAAUUUAAUUUCUUGGUUCACGGAUUUUUUCAUAAAAAAUAUGGAGCGAGAGGGCGAAAUAAAAAUAAAAAUAAAAAUUGUAAAAUGGUUGGGGUAAAGGUAAAUGCUAAUCCAAAACGUAAAGAAU